Messenger RNA from Antrostomus carolinensis (chuck-will's-widow), 819 nucleotides. It is a transcript of the gene DRC2, whose product is annotated as dynein regulatory complex subunit 2. Gene Ontology annotation, cellular component: axonemal dynein complex; axoneme. The record is from RefSeq and is a predicted model, not a curated record. Gene Ontology annotation, biological process: cilium-dependent cell motility; regulation of cilium movement; axonemal dynein complex assembly. The annotation marks the transcript as partial. NCBI's taxonomy places the organism in Eukaryota, Metazoa, Chordata, Aves, Caprimulgiformes, Caprimulgidae. The transcript has 5 exons.
CGGGAGACCAAGGACAAGGAGCUGCACCAGGACAUGGAGAUCCUCAGCCAGACCUUCUCCCGGGUGAUGGACUGCAAGGACAACGUCAUCAAGUCCUUGGUCAGAGACCUGGAGGAGGCGGAGGAGCAGCACGGCCGGGCUCUGCGCAGUCACCUGCACAACACGGACCGGCUGCUCCAGCUCCAGCGCUGCCGCCUGAGGUGCCUGGAGGAGGGGUACAGCGCCCAGCUCCAGGCUCUGGUGACUGAAUUUGAAGCUGAAAGGAGGAUCAUCCUGGAGCAACACGAGCGAGAAAGCUGCUACCUGCAACACGUGGCGUUGGCCAUGGAGCAAAAUUACACUGAGAAGGACCAUGAGGCCACAUUGAAUUUCCAGAGUGCUUGGAAUGACAUCAGAAACAAGAGCAUGCUGGAGGAGCAGUACAGCCGCAUGGAGCUGGGUGGGAAGGUGGAGAUGCUCUGGAGACAGUUCCAACGGGCCAUACAGAGCUACUCAGAGGCCACCGAGCACCAGAAGAUCACUUACGAGGCGCUGAAGCAGAAGGACAAGAAGAGCUCCAGGGAAAUAGAGACACAGGCAAAGAGGCUGCAAAAGCUCCAGGAUUUGAUCACAGCCACCAAGGGCCGGAUGGCAGCUCACCUCCGGGUGGGUGAGGAGCAGAACCGGCGCACGCGGGAGGAGAAGGAAAAGGUCCUGAGGCAGCUCCAGGAGCUCAAGAGUGAGAUGAACCAGGCCAGGGCGAAGGCCCACAGCAGCCUGGUCAGGCUCACGGUGCAGAGUGGUGCUGCCCUGAAGGUGCUGAGGCGGGUGGUGAAGAAG